Molecule: messenger RNA, 1200 nt
Organism: Haliotis rufescens (red abalone)
Lineage: Eukaryota; Metazoa; Mollusca; Gastropoda; Lepetellida; Haliotidae
Product: toll-like receptor 4
Exons: 2
Coding region: 190-1200 (336 amino acids)
Molecular function (GO): protein binding
Source: RefSeq, a predicted model, not a curated record
GCAGUAUUGUAUCUAACUAUAGGAAACUAUAGGGUAGGUUACAGACAAGUUACGUGCGUCCUUGCAGUCUUCCUUGUUUUGAUGAGUGACAAAGUUCAUACUUCUGCGCCGUCAACAUCCAGACAUCGCAUGAUCAUCGACUACAUAUGACGCUGCGACUCCAGGGGAAGGAAGCGAGAUUGACACCCAAUGGCUCUCAAAAACUACGUUCUUUUGUUACUUCUCAUGAUCAUAUCCCAUGGAGGAAACGCCAACAAACCCUGUUUACCAUGCACAUGUUCCAAAAUAAUGCACGAAGAAUGUUACUAUGCGAACUGUUCCUACCUGAAUUUGACGGCGAUUCCACCGACACUGCACCGCGACAUUUGUCAUCUGAAUCUCCAUGGAAACGUAAUCACUACCCUUAAUAACUCGGAUUUAAACAAUUAUACAAUGUUGACUUCCCUAGAUCUCUCCUUUAAUGUUUUGUCUGAAGUCCACAACGACACAUUUAACAGUGUUGGGGAUUUGGCCUUUCUUGACCUGUCCACAAACAGACUCAACUUUACGUUCACAUCAACACAGAUAUUCUCUCCCUUGACGAAACUGAAAGUUUUGAACAUCAGCAACAAUACUUAUCUCGACAUCCCUGAUAUGAUCCUGUGUCAUCUGAUGUCUCUUGAGAGUCUCACCAUGGAUGGUUUACAAAGUCCUAUUGGUAAUGGAUGUGGUGUGAUGUACAAUCUUACAUACCUAUCCCUAUCUGGUGCAAAUGGGCGUUGUAAAAUUGAUUACUUGUCCGAGGACUUACUGCAAAACGUCCCGAUGCUAGAGUAUCUGAAUGUUUCUUAUUGUAAAAUUUUUACGGUAAAACCUGGAGCUCUUUCCUUCUUGCGGAAUAUCGACACUCUUGAUAUAUCAGGUAACACCUACUUAAAUUUCAAAGGAGUCGCGAAUGCUACGGCUGGACUGGAUAAAUCAAGACUGAGAAAACUUUUUAUUAACCAGAUGGUGGGAAAACUUACUAUUUGUGUUUGGGUGCCACAAUCGAUUGGUUUAAAUCUUCAAAAUACUUCCCUGGAAACAAUAGAGGCUAACGACAACCGUAUCGAAUUAAUUCACAAAAAUGUGUUCAGGCUGUUGCCAAAUACACUAAAGACUGUCAGUAUCAGGAACAACCGUCUCACCUACGGUGUAUACAUCUGGCACUACAGAACCUGA